Molecule: messenger RNA, 919 nt
Organism: Epinephelus lanceolatus (giant grouper)
Lineage: Eukaryota; Metazoa; Chordata; Actinopteri; Perciformes; Serranidae
Product: cystatin-M
Cellular component (GO): vesicle; cytoplasm
Molecular function (GO): cysteine-type endopeptidase inhibitor activity
Source: RefSeq, a predicted model, not a curated record
CCCCCUCCUCCCUCUUUCUCUCCUCCUUACUCACAUUAUUUCCCUCAGUCUGGCUCACUGGUCCUCGGCAGCCACUGAGUGAAGUCCUGUUUUCUUUUCAUUAUCAGAAAGUUUGCUGCCAACACUGAGGGACACCUCCAGUUGGUUGUAAAGUGGUCCAGCUGAAGUUAUCCAUCUUGCUCAUCUGACAUCUUCUUGUGGAGAUCCGUCUUCCACUCAUCUUCCCCUUGUUAAGGAGCACAGCAGAGUUUGGUGGAGGUUGAUAAGCGAAGAUGUCUCUCCCGUUGGCCGUGGUGAUAUGUCUGUCAGUGAUCCAGCUGGGUAUGGGAGAUCAGCCUGUGGAGGAAGUCGUCACAACAAAAAAAGUGCCUCUUCUGGGUGACUGGAGUGAAAGGAGUCCAGAUUCAGCUGAGAUCCAGGAGGCAGCCCAACAUGCUGUGACGAUCUUCAACGCAAACACCAAGAGCAAGAAGAUGUUCAAACUGGUCUCCGUCGUCUCCGCUCAUUCACAGGUGACCAAUGUAAUCAACUUUAAGAUUGAUGCGAUCCUGGGAAAAACCAAGUGUCAGAGGUCUGAGAACCCCGACCUGAACAGCUGCAGUCUUGAGAAAAAGCGCUUGAAGUGCCACUUUGUGAUGACUUUCGACCCCCGCAACAACAAACACGAGAUGCACAAACACAAGUGCAAGAAAAUUACGGAAACGGCCUAACUUUUUAAUAGGCCUAACUUUUUUAUAGAUUGGCUCUAUAGCUUUGACUACCUUAUUACAUUUUGAUAUGUUUUUUCUCUGAAUAAAUGUUUUGCAGCUGAUUUUAAAUGCUGGAUGUGUACUUUUGGAGAGCAUGAACAACUUGCAACAUUGACACAUCACAAUCUCAAUAAAAUUUGUCCGAAAAGGACUGACUUUUGUUACCAUAA